Messenger RNA from Seminavis robusta, 1158 nucleotides. NCBI's taxonomy places the organism in Eukaryota, Bacillariophyta, Bacillariophyceae, Naviculales, Naviculaceae. The record is from the annotation of a GenBank genome assembly.
AUGGUGGAGAACCCUUCUUCUGCCAGGGUUGAUGCAGACCCAGCACUUCGCCACAUCAUAGAAGCAGUCCUACAGUUGCAAGAAGAUGAUGAGCUUGAAGAGCUCUAUCAGGAGCUGAAAGAGCAGGCCAUCAGAGAUCCAAAAACUCUUGCAAGAACCAGGUCAGCUAGCAUGGCUAGGCUAAAAAUCAAGGUCGGCUUUGAGACCAAACUCAACAGUUUUGCUCGUUGGAUUCGUAAAAUGCCAAAAGAAUCCAGGCCAAAAAGGCCUGAGGAUUUCAUGAAGCUUUCCAGUAAUGACUUCGAUGGCUACGAGAGUGAUUCCGAAUCUAGCUCGUCUGGGUCGUCGGAGGCUUGUACAGAAGAGCUUCCCCAAACAGAAGCACCCAAUGUUCAACCAGACAAUGAGCAGAACUUUGCAAUCACUGAAGAGCCUCUUGCGGGCAGAAACAUCCUGGUCCCUUUUGCCAAUUCGAAUGAUGCCGUUGUGCCAGGCCCUAGUGUAGGGCAGAUUGCAUUUGACGACCCCCUCUUACCCAAAGGAGGCCAUGCUGAAGAUUCAACCCCAGAGCCCCUUACGGUUGCAGAUGUCGUGGACAAUUCUUCUGUGGCCAAAGAACGUGUUGAGAUUGCCAUUCCAGCUGCUGCCCCAGGAAACGUUGCGAUGGCCUCUGAAGAUACUGAUGACCUGGUUUUGGUUGAAUUGACCAGCGAUCAAGAAGACAAGGUUGAGCCUGGCUCUGAAGUUGUCGAGCCGGCUCCUGAAGAAGUAGACGGCGCUCCUGGCUUGGCUGAAACUGAAGCAGUCAUGCCGAGCACAGGCGAACAACUUCCACCUGAGACCAGACUUCGAGCCGAGUCAAAUGAUCACCAUAUCCUCAGCUCGAACGUGCCUAAUUCUGAGAACGCCGUGGCUACUUCCAAUGAUCCUUCUCCGACUCCCAUGGUCAAGGGUACCAAUGCUGAGGACACCUGUCCAGGACUUGCACCAGCUGAUGAUGCAGAUGGCGUAUCUGUCGCUACAAAUGGUGGUCGCUUUCUCUACCCGUAUUUGCUGAGGCUGGCCAACAAGUGUGUUGAACGUGUCCUUCCAAGAGUUCGAGGGUGGGCUGUCGCGGCCUACCAAACCUUUACGUCCUUUUUAACGUGGUCGAAGUAA